Anguilla anguilla (European eel) is the source of this 3986-nucleotide messenger RNA. RefSeq names its product transducin-like enhancer protein 1. The record is from RefSeq and is a predicted model, not a curated record. Lineage: Eukaryota; Metazoa; Chordata; Actinopteri; Anguilliformes; Anguillidae. Gene Ontology annotation, biological process: negative regulation of canonical Wnt signaling pathway; regulation of DNA-templated transcription. Bases 1140 to 3557 code for a protein of 805 amino acids. Gene Ontology annotation, molecular function: protein binding; transcription corepressor activity. The transcript has 20 exons. Gene Ontology annotation, cellular component: transcription regulator complex; nucleus.
ACAUCAAACUGGGAAUUCUUAAGAGGGAGUUGUCUGAGAAGACAAGACGUGCAAUUGCCAAUACACACGAAGAUCCACACUCGCAGAACUAGAUGCCAGGAAAAUAAUUUUAAAAAUAAAUAAUUUUUGCAAUUCCGUUCAUCUUAAAUACACAGUGGGACAUUUAUCAUAAAUGCAUUUAAAAUAUACUUCUGCCUCCAAUGUGGAACUCUGAAUUGCUUUUUCCCCCUUUCACUAAAUAUAAUAUCAUACCUAAUCAUUCAACUAGAAAUUAAACGAGAAGGCUAUCCACUGAUUUUAAAAUGAUCAUAAACUAGGUCAGAACAACUAACAAGCAACAGGGCAAGAACUGAACCGGACUGUUUUUACCAUUUGGGUUUUUUUUUCAACGUGGAUGCCAUCUCUAAAGAACUGAACAAAACAACGCCUCGCAAGAUAGGAAGAGAGCGUUGAAAGGGAAGAAACGAAAGAUCAGCAGCCAGCUAGCUAGCCUCCGUCGGAUCAUUAACGAAAGCAGCGUCUCGGAUGAAAAACUAGCCAGUCCAUUCUGUCCGACUGAAAACCUGGGGAGUUGGGCUCGGGCAAGAGCGGAGGCAGGCGGACAGAUAGUUUUCUGAAGAGCAGGACGACGGCCGCGAGACAAAGGGGGUUUGCGGUUUGCUGCGGCUGCAUCGAAUCUCCCCAGGCCGGUCCUUCCUGAGCUCGUGGUCGCUGCUACACCUUCAGCCUCUGGCGGAAUUGGUACGCAGAAAGCAGCGCGUGGAGUAGGAAAACACCGAGUGUUUUUUUUCUCUCGCCCCCCUGAAAGCCAAGAGAUCGGGAGAGAUCUCAUACCACAGGGGUGUCGCGCGAAGAAAACACCAAAGAUUUUGGACGGAGGGCGAAACUGCUGGAUGUUUUUUUUUAGCCUCGGUCUAUAUGUAUAUUUUUCUUUUUUCUUUGUGUCGAAGAUAACGCGGAACAAAGGGAGACUCGUGAACGGAAUGCGCGAGCGGAGAACAAGCUUGCCGUUGCCUGCGAAAGAAGGCCCCGUGCGUGUCUGAAACCAGCAAGAAGAGUCGGCCCCCAGGACUUGUUUGUUACAAACAAAUUUAAAAGCAGAAUUAAAAAAUAAAAAAAAAAUCUUUCAGGUAGUCAAGAUGUUCCCUCAGAAUCGACAAACGGCACCUCUGCAGCCACCCCCGGGGUCCUCGGUGUCAGCGGCCGCCGCAGCAGCAGCAGCGGCAGCGGCAGCUUCUGGAGCCCCACAGGCUCUGAAACUCACCUACCCCGAGACCCUGGACCGCAUCAAGGAGGAGUUCCAGUUUCUACAGACACAGUACCACAGUUUGAAGCUGGAGUGUGAGAAGCUGGCUACAGAGAAGACUGAGAUUCAGAGACACUAUGUGAUGUACUAUGAGAUGUCGUACGGCCUGAACAUAGAAAUGCACAAACAGACGGAAAUCGCAAAGAGGCUGAACGUGAUCUGUGCCCAACUCAUCCCCUUCCUGUCACAGGAGCACCAGCAGCAGGUGGUCCAGGCCAUGGAACGCGCCAAGCAGGUGACUAUGGGGGAGUUGAAUGCGGCGAUAGGGGUACGUGGACUCCCCCUUCUGCCUCCCACACAGCAGCUGCAGGCUCAGCACCUAUCCCAGCAUGCAGCGCAGGGCCUGCCCAUGGGGGCCCACCCCUCCAGCCUGCAGCACCCGGGCCUGGCUCUGGGGGCCGGCUCCGGCCUGCUGGCCCUCCCCGGGGCCCUGGGGGCCCAGCUGGCCGCCAAGGAGGAGCGUGCUCACCUGGAGGCCAUUGCCGAGCAACACAGAGACCGCUGGGGACGUGGGGCUGUGUGGCUGACCGGGCUGGAUAAAGACCGUGAGGCGGGACCUAGCUCCCUGUCCAAUGGAGAUAAGGGCCGGGGCUCUGAGUACCUGAGCAACGGGAAGAGGAGGAAGCCGGAGGAGAAGGAGUUCCUGACCGACUACGGCAGCGACGCUGACAAGAGCGAUGACAACCUGGUCGUGGAUGAGGACCCCUCGUCCCCCCGCAGCGUGCAGUCCUACUCGUCCCGGGAGAACGGGCUGGAGAAGCUCCCCGCCUCCCGAAAGGAGGCCCCGCCCCAGGCCAGUCCCGCCUCCCUGGCCUCCUCCAGCAGCGCCGCCUCCCCGUCCCGCAGCAAGGAGGUGCCCUCGAGGGACAAGUCCAGCACCCCCGUGAUGAAGCCGGGCACCCCAAUGCCUCCGGAGUCUUCCACCCCGGGGCCCAGCGUGCCCCCCCAUUUCCGCCCCGCCCCGGGGAAGCCCGGCAUCGACCCCCUCGCUCUGGGUCUGCGGAACUCCCUGGCGGUGCAGGGUGCCUACCCGGCCGGAGCGUUUGGGCUGCCCCCGGGGGUGAACGGGGAGCUGGGCGGGGCAGCCGCGGUGUACGGGGCGGGGCUGCACCUGGUCUCCCCCGAGAUGAACGGGGUGGCAGUGGCGGCUGCAGCGGCGGCUGCUGCGGGAUACGGGCGCCCCCCGAUGGUCGGAUAUGAGUCUCCACACUCCCGUAUGAGAGUUCCAGGCCUCCCUCCCAGCAUGCAACAGGCUGCCUCAGGAAAACCUGCGUACUCGUUCCACGUGAGCGCGGACGGGCAGAUGCAGCCGGUGCCCUUCCCUCCGGACGCUCUGAUUGGCCCGGGCAUCCCGCGCCACGCCCGGCAGAUCCACAGCCUGAGCCACGGGGAGGUGGUGUGCGCCGUCACCAUCAGCGCCUCCACCCGCCACGUCUACACCGGCGGCAAGGGCUGCGUGAAGGUGUGGGACAUCAGCCAGCCCGGCAGCAAGACCCCCAUGGCCCAGCUGGACUGCCUGAACCGAGACAACUACAUCCGCUCCUGUAAGCUCCUCCCAGAUGGGCGGACCCUGAUCGUCGGGGGCGAGGCCAGCACGCUGUCGAUCUGGGACCUGGCCACGCCCACCCCGCGCAUCAAGGCGGAGCUGACGUCCUCGGCUCCCGCCUGCUACGCCCUGGCCAUCAGCCCCGACAACAAGGUCUGCUUCUCCUGCUGCAGCGACGGCAACAUCGUGGUGUGGGACCUGCACAACCAGACGCUCGUCAGGCAGUUCCAGGGCCACACGGACGGGGCCAGCUGCAUCGACAUCUCCAGCGACGGGACCAAGCUGUGGACGGGGGGGCUGGACAACACGGUGCGCUGCUGGGACCUGCGGGAGGGGCGGCAGCUGCAGCAGCACGACUUCACCUCCCAGAUCUUCUCUCUGGGGUACUGUCCCACAGGGGAGUGGCUGGCCGUGGGGAUGGAGAGCAGCAACGUGGAGGUGCUGCACGUCUCCAAACCCGACAAGUACCAGCUGCACCUCCACGAGAGCUGCGUGCUCUCCCUCAAGUUCGCCUACUGCGGUAAGUGGUUCGUGAGCACGGGGAAGGACAACCUGCUGAACGCCUGGCGCACGCCGUACGGCUCCAGCAUAUUCCAGUCCAAGGAGUCGUCCUCGGUGCUCAGCUGUGACAUCUCCCCGGACGACCAGUUCAUCGUCACGGGCUCGGGAGACAAGAAGGCCACCGUUUACGAGGUCAUCUACUGAGGAUGCUCACCGAUUGGAUAACGUCCCGGCGAGGUCAUUUGUUUCCGUGCACCAAAGAACAGAGAAGGGGGCGUGGCUUGGCGAGACCUAUGGAAGGAGAGCUGUAUAUUCUUUUUUUUAUUUUUUUUUAUUUUGAGGGGUACUACUACUUUUAAAAUUUGUGAACAGGACGGGCGCUGAGGCUGACUACAGAUUUCUCCAAAGACUUUGAACCUUGUUUUGUUUUUGUCUUUUUUUAAUUUUUUUUUAAAGAAAUCAAACCUCUACUAAGCCUUUGGGGUCUUCAUAAGCAGCAAGGUCUGGUAUGUGUUCUUCGGGGCGGGGGGCGGGGGCGUUAGGAGUGGGAUAUCGGUCUAAGACUUGUCCCAGCUGUGUAUGCGCGUGUGUGUGUGUGUAUGCGCGUGCGCGUGUGUGUAUGUGCGUGCGCGU